Doryrhamphus excisus (bluestripe pipefish) is the source of this 4862-nucleotide messenger RNA. RefSeq names its product arkadia (RNF111) C-terminal like ring finger ubiquitin ligase 2Ca (gene ark2ca). The record is from RefSeq and is a predicted model, not a curated record. Gene Ontology annotation, cellular component: nucleus. Lineage: Eukaryota; Metazoa; Chordata; Actinopteri; Syngnathiformes; Syngnathidae. Gene Ontology annotation, molecular function: zinc ion binding; ubiquitin protein ligase activity.
UGUGCGAGCAGGGGGGCAUUGGAGGGGAUCACUUCCAUGGACCAUCUGUCUCCCUCGGCUCAACAAAGAAGGAGGACGCAGGAUGGUGUUAGUCCAUGUCGGAUAUCUGGUUCUCCCCGUCUUCGGCUCGGUUAGAAAUAGAGGAGCACACUUUACCAGGCACCAACACAGCCAUGCUACCUCCUGCCGACACUUUCACCUGGGCGCCCCGCAGGCGCCCAUCUCAGCAGAGUUUCCUUUAGGGCACGCCAGCCAGCCCCCUCAGACGGGCCUGGCCACCCACCUUCCCCCCGCGCACCACCCGCCCCUCACUGCCCUGCCCGCGGCCCCUCAGUUCCAGGACGUGUCGGGGCCUCCGUUCCUACCUCAGGCCUUACACCAGCAAUACCUCAUCCAGCAGCAGCUUCUGGAGGCGCAGCACCGCCGUAUUCUACCCCACUCCAGAAGAUCCCAGGAGCGUAUCCCCCUUAACCCUCACCGACUACGGUCCGUCUACGAGUACUCGCCUCCGCUCCACGUCCCCCAGCCAAUGACACAGCAGCCGAGGUACCUCGCUGAAGGCACAGACUGGGAUCUCAGCGUUGAUGCCGGCCCGCUCCCUCACCACCAGUACCACCUACAGCAGCUCCCGCAGCAUUAUCAGCACUACUUGGCCUCCCCCCGAAUGCACCACUUCCCCAGGAACACGUCCUCUGCCCAAGUGGUUGUGCAUGAAAUCCGAAACUACCCGUACCCUCAGUUGCACUUGUUGGCGCUGCAAAGUCUGAACCCCUCCAGGCACGCCACUGCGGUGCGGGAAAGCUAUGAGGAGCUGCUUCAGUUGGAGGACCGUUUAGGGAGUGUCAGCAGAGGCGCUGUUCAAACCACCAUCGAGAGAUUCACCUUCCCACACAAAUAUAAAAAGAGGAAGCCCCUGCAGUUAAAGAUUGGGGAGGAGGAGACGGACGUGGAUGAGAAGUGUACCAUCUGUUUAUCCAUGCUGGAGGAUGGGGAGGACGUCAGGAGGUUACCCUGCAUGCACCUCUUCCACCAAGGCUGCGUGGACCAAUGGCUGGCGACCAGCAGGAAGUGUCCAAUCUGUCGAGUUGACAUCGAGACACAGCUGAACGCCGACAGCUGAUGAGAUUUCACCCCCCCCCUCCAACUUGUUGGUAGUGGUUCCUGCUUUCUUCCAUCCACAAACACCCCACCCGCACCCCACCCGCCACAUCCCUCUCCUUUCUCAUUGGGUGCUUUUGCCAAAAUGUCUCCAGACUUUGAUGUGACAUCAUCGCUUUACUGAGCCAAACCAGGAAGUAGAAGUGCACGAGGACUCUUCUCUUAUCUCUUUUAAACACAAGCACAUCUCUCUGCGAGCGAGACACAAACCGUGGCGUCCACACAGGGUUUUUGUUGUAGCUUGCUGGUUCUAUACGUGGUUACCGUGCUGCUGCUGCUGCUGGUGUUGUUGUACUGUAGGCGCCUUCGGGCUGUGUAGCAUGUCCUGAAAGCCAUGACUUAAAUGUCCCGAGCACUCAAUACCCUGCAGUAAGCUGGCGACUGUCUCCCUCUCUUUCUGUGUGUCUCUCUCUCUCUCUCUCUCUAUAUAUAUAUAUAUAUAUAUAUAUAUAUAUAUAUAUAUAUAUAUUCAUUCUAUCUUCCUUCUUCCAUACAAGGAAGCUGAACAGAAAACGCCGUGUUUACCUUUAUAUGAUCGUAGAGUAGCAGCAACCAACGCGUCAUUUGUGGCGCACCGAUGCCUCCUUUGGGGCCCGAACGCCAUCUGUUUGAGUGUUUUUUAACAAUUCUAUCGUGCAGCUUUGACGUUGUGCAAUACGCUCAAGUAAAGUUGGAGGUACCGAGCCAAACAGAAAUUCAAGGAAAAGCUGGAAACUUUCCAUGGGAAUUAACAGGAAGAAUUAUUCAAUUAAGGAAAGUGGAUUUUAAAGUCCCAGAGAAAAUAUUCAAAUAAAAUGAGAAUUAUUUCAUGCACAUUUAGGUGUUGGGAAUUAUAGGUCGGUAUUUAUUUUGUUCAAUAUAAAAGGAAAUUACCGUCCAAAACAUACAUUUAAAAUGAUAAAUAUAUUAAAGUGAAUUUAAAUAAUGUAUACACAUAUUGGAGGUAAUUUAUAAUACACAAAUUUCCACUUAAUACAGUGUAUUAAAUACACCUUUAAAAUGUUAUGUUCAAGAAAAUACAUAAUUUUUUAAUAUUUAUUAUAAACAAACAUCCAAUCAAUUCUGUUGAAAUGAAUUUUAAAAUAAUGCAGUUGAUAAAUAUUUCCAGUAUUCUUCCAUUUAACUUCCCAUGGAAACUUUCAGGAGAGAUAUUUCACGUCCCCUCGUUGCCAAACAAAUUUUGCUACAUGGGUGUGCUUGCGUUGUUUGUGGUGAAAGUGCAUAUGGCCAAAAAAGUGAAAAAAGCCAAAAAAAACCCCAAACAAUAAUAAAAAUGGAAGCUAUCAUGCAGUGCAUUAGUAGUGUUUGCCGUUAGCAACUCCAACACUGAUGGUUGAUUUAUUUCAUGGGCAUACGGUGUUUACGUUCCCAAACUGGAUGAAUAAGUACAAUAGUGGCAAAGGCUUCUCAUUGGCUCCUAUUUGUGUGUUUUUUACGUAUUGAUCUAUUUGUGCGACAGACACCCCUGCACACACACACACACACACACACACACACACACACUCUCUCUCUCUCCCCCCCUUGUGGUUGCUAUGCUGGUUGCUAUGCUGUACUGCUGUAGAAUGUGGCGUGUGAUGGAGGCAGCCUCUCUCUCAGUGCACACAGACACAUUGGGUCAUUAGAAUUUAAAACGCGUGUCCGUGGAUGCCUUCAGGACCCCUCCCGAGCGUCCUAUACGCACUGUGAUGUAUACUAUGAGUAAAUCUUUCUGUCUUGUGCACUGCCAGUGUUGACACUGCCUCCUCGUCCGUGAUUGAUGAAGUGUUCAUAGUUUACACAGGGUGUUGUCCAUUGAGAUGCCUUAAGUAUUUAACAAUCAUAAUUUAUUACUAACUGUAGAUAUGGUGGCUAUUUAAUUGGAUUUUUUCCUCUCCUGUUGCUCCAAGGGAUGAAUCAUGAUUUAUUUAUGUGGAAAUAACACACAGAAAUGCUCGGAAAAAGCGAUUACCUCAUCUUUUUCUUUCUAGGUGGGAAUGCUUUGCAUGCAGCUUGAACACUAAAGGAAUAUUUAAAAUGAUAAUAAUAAUAAUAAUAAUAAUAAUGAUGAUGAUAAUAAGCACUGCUGUUCCAUGUGGUGCUGUGAAUCUCGCUUACAUUCCAUCCCAUGCAACACUUCCCAAUGCUGUGACAUAGUGGACAAACUGGAUUGGAGUGGGCUGCUUUUCAGUUUGUGUGUUUUUAUUGGUACUCUUCUUUUGCACUCAUGUGUGGAGAUAAGGGAACCCUCUCACUGGCAACAAAAUGUACUUUUUUUUGGAUGAUUUGUAUUACCGAGAGGAGUGGGUUUUUUUGGUGACACUCUACGUCUUAACUCAUUAAAAAAAUAAAAAAUAGUGCCUCGUCGUAGCGUUAGGAGCUAUUUCCAUGUGAUUUAUCAAAAAUUGGAUUAAUGGAUUGAGCCAAGUUAAAAAAAAAAAAAAAAACGCGUACCAAAUAUAACAUGGUGUUUUUUCCCCAGAGAAAAAAGGCUAAAAAAAAGAUGUGUCGUCUUAUAUUUGGGUUUUAGAGAUUUAUCCCCACAAAAUGCGAGUUAAAUAAGCAGCAGAAUAAGCGUUAGCUUUUCCAAAAACAAAGAACACAGCAGCAAUGUGGUCAGCUCCGAUAUGUAGUGUUACCUUUCGGUCGUGUCCUAAUCUAUUUAUUACCCGGCGAGUAACUUGCCAGUGUGCUGUGGCACUACACCAGUAAAAAUAGUUCUUCAGUGUAACAAUAAUAAUAACAAUGCACACAGCAGCAGCAAUGAAAACAAGGUGUAAUUUUUUGAGCAUAACGUCAAAAUAAAGAUUUUUUUUUUACGAGAAUAUGAAAUGAGGAAAAUCAUGUCAGUUUUGCAGCACACUGUUGAAAUAUUAAAGAAGUGUUUUUUUAAGGGUUGCAGUAUGAGAAAAAAGCUAUUUUGCUAAAUCAGGUUGUGGAAAAAGUUGUAAGAUUACGGGACUAAAGUCAUUAUAUUAUGAAAGUAAAUCAAUUUAGUAUUUUUUCUUAACGUUUUCCAAUAGCCAACCUGAAUAAUUUCCCCCAAAAUGGCUCUUGAAAAAGCGUUUCGGUUAGUCAUUUUGAAAAUACUUUGAGAUUUCUUGAUAUCCCGUGGAAAUAAUUCUAACAACAAAGAGGCACGUCUUUUGCUCCCCCCUCCAUUUUUCACUCUCUCCUCUCAGUUUCCUUUCAAAGUGUACGGAAGACAAGGUUUCUAAAGCACAACUGUUUAAAAAAACUGCAUGUUUUCUCAGGUUUUAAUGCACUGGUUCAAUGGAAUAUGGUUGAGGUUUAAUAUAGGAACAAUAUAACAGUACCGAGUAUUGAUUUUGUUGCUGCUUGAACAAGAAGAAAAUAGCCCAAAAAGUGCCAGUGAAAGGGCUGCCGCCAUCCUUGUGUGCGCGCGCGUGUGUGUGUGUGUAUAAAUCUGCUGUUUUAGCCGUGACUGCGCAAUGUUUUUCAAUAUAGGAUAUUUUAUCUGAAAAUAGAAUUAUUUAUCAUUAAUAUUAAAGCAAUAGCGCAUUAAUGGUGACGAGUGUGUGGAUGAGCAAAAUACUUGUUAGAUUCACGUGUGGUGGAAUUUUUGUACUUUAUUUAUUCUUACUACUAAUAAUGAUCAUUUCAAAAGUGGCAUUGCUAAACGCAAACUGUUUUUUUUUUUAUUAUUUUGGAGUUGUUUCAUGGCUUGUAUAUUAUCCUUUUGUAUGUCCUCUUUUUGUAAUAAAUUC